AAUUGAUCUAUCUAUCUAUCUACCACAGCCACGCCCGUUUUUCUACAAGAAGCCAUAAAGUUUAGUGAGCUAGCGCGCUAUGGUACAGUUGUUCAGCAAGCAGCAAUGUACAAGAUGCUUCAACUACUCGGCCUGUUAGUGACAGCUGGUCUCCUCUCUCCUUGCGUGGCAGAGACCUUCUAUGUCACCCCAACCCUCCCAGCCGGCCCACCUGACUGUCCUCAACCUUGCGACACCUUGGACCACUAUGCUCAGCACGGAAAUUUAUCUGACCACAUUAACAACAUCACUCUGAUAUUCCUGAAGGGAGUUCACAAUCUCAAUAGGACCCUGAGUAUUUAUACUAACAAUAUAACCUUGCAGCCAGCACUUCCAAACCUGGGACAACGCCCGAAGGUUAUUGGUCAAUUAUACCCUACUAAUUCUUUGAUUAGUAUCGCAUCAUCAAAUGUAUUGAUCGCAGAAAUUUUGUUUGAGAAUGUUCUACUAUCUGUAUCUGAUUCUGUAUCUGAUUCUGUAGGAUUUACAGCUACUUUCCGAUGGUGUAGCUUUUUUGGUCAUCGUGGUGGCUUGGUACUGCGUAAAAACACGCAAGACCCGAUUGCUGACAGCUCAAUAGUAAUCAAAAAGUCGACUAUAUCUCACACCUAUAUGGGAGUUUGGGUCAUUGCAGGAAAGAAAGUUUUGAUUGAGGACAGCGUGAUAUUUCAGAAUGAUUUGUAUGGAGUAUAUACUGUUAACACACCAAAUGUAACUAUUGUCAAUUCCAACAUAACUGAUAAUAGUAUCGGCAUUCUAUCAAAUCGCUCAGGCAUUACACUGCGAAGCUCUUGGAUUGAUAGCAAUGAUGUUGGAGUUGUGCUAAUAAGAAAAGAUAGGAAUGAAAUAGAUCACUGUUGUUUCACACGAAACAGAGUCGUUGGAAUAUGGGUAUUCAAUCAAGAAGAAACAAUUUUCAAGGACUGUACAUUCGAUAACAACAACGGAACACCAAUCCUAGCCUACCAAAGUACCUUCCAGUUGUCAGGAGAGAAUGUGUUUGUUAACAACAUUGCAGUAAGAGGAGGUGGUCUGGCCUUGUAUCAAUCACAAGUGAUAUUUGAUUCAGGAUCUACUACACGUUUUGAGAACAAUACAGCUCUGGAGUACGGUGGGGGGAUCUAUAUUGCUACAGAACCACCUCUCCCUCCACAGCUACUAGUUAUUGUGGAGAACGGAAUUUUGCAAGACGUUAUCUCUAACUUUUAUGAACCUUGCUUUUAUAACAAUACCAGUGGUGAUACUCGAGUGACGUUCUUUGGGAACAAUGCUAGUUUCGGUGGAAGGGACAUUUUUGGAGUAACAAAAGUAUCAUACUUUGAGGAGAAAUGCUCAGUUUCAGAGAAUAGUAUUUUUUAUUUUGACGACUCAGUACCGAGUACAUCUCGACUUGCAUCAAACCCUUCUCGAGUGUGUUUCUGUGUAAACGAUACACAAAACAGUACGUACCUUGUAUUAAACAAGAUAACAUUUCCAGGGGAGAGCUUUGAGACUUCUGUAGCUCUUGUGGGGUUUAACUUUAGUAGAGUAACAGGAACUGUGUUUGCUACUGUACUGGAUAGGCAGGCUGGAAGUAUCAAUGAUGGUCAACAUAUACAAUCUAUCAAUGACUACGAGCAAUGCACGACACUAACCUACACAGUAUUGUCCAACCAAAGAAACAGGACCCUUCAACUAAGCCUCUCUGUUGAAGAAUCGUUUGUUCAAGGCAAUCAAGACGACAUAAUUAAAGAAAGUGUAAAUAACAUAUACUCCGCUGCAUGUAUGUACUCCCCAGCACCGUGUGCAGCUCUUCUCCAUACGGCCAUCUUCAUUAACAUCACUAUCGAUAAGUGUCCACUGGGGUUUCAGCUUAAUACUUCAAGUAUGUGCGGUUGCGACGAAUACAGUAAGCAGUUGAUGUUAACUUGUGAGAUUCAAAACCAUACUGGCAUUAUCACUAGAGAAGGAACUGUAUGGGUAGGAGUGGACACUGCCGAACAAGGAACAGACGUAUACUACUGGUACCAGUACUGUCCUACACUGUAAAAACUGGAAAGUGACCGUCACCACCAAAAGGUAGUGAAACGGCUGCCACAAUAGUCACCGCAAAUCGACUGGUGACCCUCACCACUUUUUCAAAUCACUACAUUUAAGUAGUGACGAUCACUACAUUUAGGUAGUGAACAUCACCAGAACUAGUAAAAAUCACUAUACAAAAAUUCUGAAAAUGUGCACAGAAAAUAAUAACAAGCAUUAUGCUUACUAGCCUAACAGAGUAUAAAAUGACAGUGUCUAAUGGCCUGAGUUGAUCAUCAGUUCUUGGCUGUCUUUACAUCCCAACCUCCUCCCUCCUCCUGUAUAUGCAUGAAGGAGAAAGUAUGUUUAUUUCAUUGUAAUAGAGUCAACUAUGUAGGUUGGAAGUGUAUAAUUAUACAAAUUAGAUUAUGUGCCGGGGGAUAUCGCAUGAUUAACAACAAAACUUUUGCAUACCUACUGAGCUUCAAUUAUACGUGCAUGUGUACCGGUAAACCACGUUUACGUUUUCGUUGGUAAGUUUUCGUAAUUACCUGCUAUGUAUAAUUAAUUAUAAGCCAAAUAAAGUAAUCCAUGAUGUCACAAAUACUGAAGUAUGAAAACAAUGCGUGAAGCUGAGCCAAUUAUAGCUACAGAAAAUAGCAGGCACAAUUAUGUCUACAAGAAGAAGUAUCGGCCCGGACUAUAGUGGUAUACCUGAACAGCACACUGGAGAGCCAGGGAGGCUAUGCAAAUUCUUAUUACUCUAUAUAGAGCAGUAAUCAAUUAUUGUGAGCAGAACAAUAAGGUUUGGAAGAACUGCUAUACUGCAAGCCUUGUCAAAACAAUUAAUAGCUUGCUAUAAAUAAUUCAAAAUGAAUGUUAACAAUGGGUCUGCCUAAAACUCUGAAGAGGAACAACUUGCUAAUCAUACUGAAAAUUAAGGUCAAUGUGCUACAGGUGGCAGAUUCAUAAUUAUUUGCGUGAUCAGAGGCCGCGGUUACUUAUUUUCCUGGCAAAAAAUGCUACAAUUCAUAAGGCCAAUAUAGGUACAAUUUUCUUUCAUCUGCACACAUUCAAACUCCGCCAUGGGACAGUCUCUUAACUAAAGCACUAGCAAGCUGCUACCAAGCUAACUGGCACAUAGAUACCGUGCAGUAUCAAUAAGCAUGGCUCCCACUGCAGAUAUGUCUCAGCGAGGGUCAAAGUUCACUGAGGCUACCAAUAAAGAUGCAAUUGAGAUGCUACUAUUCAACCUUUAUAAUUGUAAGAGCGGCCUCUGAUCAAGCACAAUUUAUAUACAUACAGAUUAGGGGGUGUUUAGUAACCUAGUAACAACAAUUCUACAAAUCUUUUGCUGACUUUAUAGGCUAAGUACAAAGAUGUGAUACGAAGAGAGGUUGAAGUAAGACAAUUAUUUUUGGAACAAAAUGAACUGUUACACUCUUGUUUUGUGUGCAAAAGCAGGACUAACAGAACUAACAUAUUAAUCACUGACAACAAAUUGUGGCAAUACGGCAGCAGCAUGCACAUACCUUGAUUUAUGUCUAUACUUAAAGGUGUCCAGUAGUAUGGUUGCUCCACACGUUUUUUUUAACUUCAUAUCCUGCAAGUUAAUUACAACAGUUACUGAACGCAAUAGUGUGUAACAACAAUAACAGUAUAAAUAAACGCGCUGCAGGUGCUGAUGCCUUGUCCACUAUUUAUGGCAAUAAACCUCCGAGGACGAAGGCAAAGUCUCAAGGCCAAGGAUGGUUUAACGUUGCCAUAAAUUUUAUAAUUAUAAUUAUAUCUACUGAAAUGAAAAAUGCUUGCUAUAUAUACCUAAGCUAACUCACCUUGCAAGGACUAGUAAACAGUUAAAAACUAUUGAAAAUGAACGAAAAGCGUGUGCAUAUUAUUAUAGCUUGUAUAGCCAGUGCUAAACUUCUAGCGCUACGCACUAACUUGUCCAUGUGUAACGAGCCUACCCAUCUGUCCUCCCAUUGCUAACUUAUUUUUGGCUGUUUGUAACAAAAUCAGUGCGCCCUUAAGGCAACGGAGUAGUGAAACUCCACCCAGUUGCUAUGAUACAACCCAAGCGGGACAUAAUGAUGACAUGAUUGCUGCGACACUUAAAGACAAAACACUGCAUGCAACGGCAUUCCAAGUAUUAGAGCAAAAUUACCCAUAACUCGGGAAUGAUGCAAUGGCUAUAGAGCCUUUACAUUAUACUUGCACUUCGUGUUCAUUGGAACAGCUAUGGCAAUCUACACACAGACAGACAGUCACAUACACACACAAACACAACUACUGUUAUGUCGCUCAUCUGUAUAAUAAUAUUAUUAGUAUGUAUAUGCUUGAUCAGAGGCUGUGCGCAUGGCUACUAAAUGUUCAUUUUGCUGACAAAGGAGGCUACAAUUCGAGAGAGCACAUUGUUCAAGAGAGGUGUUUAUUAGCCCCAGCUAGUUAUUUUUACUCGAACUAUGCCAUGAGAAAGUCUUCUAAAAGCACUACUUAAGCAAGCUGCUACCCUAGCUAGCUGCUACCGUAGAUACCAAUCAACCACGUGCAGAGACAUAGCCUCAAAGUUCACUGAGGCUACUAUUUGAGUGCGGCCUUCAAGCAUAUAACGGUACCUAACAAUUAAGCUGCAACCGUACCAGUAUUAAUAUGGCUGCCAAGUGCAGAGACACAUAGCCUCAAAGUUCACUGAACCUAACAAUUAAGCUGCAACUGUAGAUACCAGUAUUAAUAUGGCUGAAAGUGCAGAGACACAUAGCCUCAAAAUUCACUGAGGCUACUAUUUGAGACCGGCUUCUAUUGAAGACUACUUUAUACGUACAAGCAUCAGUAGUUCGAAUUCUAUAAAUUUUACUGCAUUAACAAAAGAGGAUGGACGAUUUUAGGAUGGACAAUUAUUAUGAGAGUACAGGAAUGUAGAGUAAGCCCUACAAUCCUGAGAGGGUUAGCUUGGAAGCUCGAAGUAUUACAAUUACAAUGUGAAGUCCCUACUUCUUCUGAACUAGUAUAGUUAAUUAACUCACUUGUGUUGUGCAUACUGAACGAAGCUUAGGGCAAUGGGCUUUGGUCUUCCCUUGUUUAAGCCCUAAUGAAGUGUUUACUUGCGCUUUGCUUGUCCUUCAGGAGAAAUUCAGUUCUGCAUAAAAUAUUAAUUUAAACUGUGCAGCAUGUUGAGGAACUUACCUAGUUACACAGUUUUGUCAAACAACUCUCAAAGCAUUCUCUAAAAGCUCAACUUGUCUGCUUCUUUAAAAACUCCAGCAAAUAAUUUUUGUUGAUGUGUGCAGCUGCAAAUCUGCAGCUGCAUAAUUGCACGUGCCCUUAUUUGGUCAUAGGUCUAUUCAACAAACAAGAGCGCGCAAGUGAAGAUAUGGACAUGGAAGGAGCUAUAGCAAGCUAACUAGAUCUUCCUAUUACAGUUCAAUUCAGUGACAAGGAAAGGCAUUUGGCAGUCUUAUAUUGCUGCUACCAAAGGAUAAGGAAUAGUAGUGUGUGGAUGAAUAGUGUUGAAUCAUGUAGCUUAGAUAUGGAGCAUGUUGAUGUCGUGUAACAUCUUAUAGUAAAAGCAUUCCAUGAACUGUUUUACUGAGGCAAUUAUGGUUAACAGUAAGCCGGGUUGCGUGUUGACUAUGUCUUGGUGACUCAGUUUCUGUAAAAUAGACCACUAAAUCUAGAUCUACCUGGUACGGGUUAGCAGUAAGUCGUGUUGCGUGUUGAUCGACCAGGUACAGAAACCUCUUUUCAAAGAUGUUACACAAUUAAUACAUCGCUUCAACUAGUAAUUGUAUUUGUAAAUACGUGUGUGAAUCAAUUGUUAAUUAUUUUGUUUGGUAAAAUCUUAUUAUUGUGUACUGGCCUUAAUAUGAAUGCAGAUAUGCCAUUGUAACUGUUCAAGCUAGCAGUAACAUUAUACGUCUAUGGAUUGAUAAUCUCAUGCUUCUCUUUUAUUGCAGAAUAUGGAAUGCUGCUCAGGCAAAAAAGCUUAGUGAGAUAUCAGGGCACCAUGGGGCCUCUUUGCAGCCUUUAUACUUAGUCAGCAAACUAGAUCCAUCAAGCAUCUGCUUGAGUUUGUCACUCCCUUAGAUUUAACGGCAUAAUUAUUAUUGAUGCUGAUUGCCUUAAAGUUACAACCAAAGCUUACGUCUGUACCUGUUGGGAGUGGUCGGGAAUAGUGUAUUAUUUAUGUCCCAGUUUGUCAUCAUUGUUAGGGGAGGAGCAAUUGUAGCUAUACAAGAACAAUAUUAUAAUUGUGUACUGCAAGUUUGUUGGGUAAAACUUCAUGUUGUUUCAAGUUUACAGUCAGUGGUGGAUAUUAAAAAGACACCAUUACAUUAUCGUAUAAUUAUAAUUAUAGUAAGUAGCCGACCAAACAGUCGUCAUACACUGAUAUAGAAUAUUAUUUUAUAGUUCGUUGUAUUCUUCUGACUUGGUCUUCGACGGUAGCAGGAUAGACCGUAAAAAUGACAACUUGUGACUUUCACCAUGAAAUAUUAAAAGUAUCACAUUGCAUGCUGCAUGCCUAUCUAUAAAAUAAUAAUUAAUGGAGCUGUGACACACACAGGAGAAGGUACAGGGAACAGUAAGUUAAGUGAGAGGUACCACUGCAUGCACACUGUGAUGAAGGACUUAGGAUCUAGGAGUCAUCGCGGAGGUUGAAUGUAGUGAAGGACUUUGGUAGUGACCGUCACCACAGUUGGUAUUGAGCUAUGUUGGUGAAGGACUUAGGUAGUGACCGUCACUGAGAUUGGUAGUGAGGAUCACCACAUACAUAAAUCACCACCAUGUAGUGAUUCGCUUAGGUAGUGACCAUCACCACAUUUGGUAGUGACGGUCACCACCCUGUUUUUACAGUGUAGUGAAUACUGCACUAGGUCUGCAAUAUCUGUUCACUUGACAUCCCCUGAUUCGCAGUGCAGCUCAAACCGUGCUGGAAUACUGUGUGGGAGAUGUAAAGGCAACUACAGCCUGCAAUUAGGAGGUGAUAGCAGGGCAGACAGAACAUUGGCUACUACAUCAUCACUGUGCCUAUAGCUUGGAUUAAUCUGGACUUUGGUAUUGAGACUUGUUUUAUUCAAAAUUUGGAUCAAGUAACUAAAAGUGGUUUACAGUUCGUGUUUCCAGUCUACAUCUGGUGCAUUGCUGGUCUCAUCAUUUUAGUGUCUCGGUAUUCCAUAAAAGCCACUCGAUUCUUUGGUAGAAACUCUGUUGCUGUUUUGUCUACUCUCAUCCUCCUAUCUUAUGGGAAGCUGUUCAGGAUUAUCACAAAUGUGUUUACUCCAUCUGACAUUAGUGGCUCUGAUGGUUCGAUUCGCAGUGUUUGGUCCCUGGAUGGAAAUGUUGAAUAUGGAACAACACGGGGACACAUUGUCUUAAUGGUGGUGGCACUACUCUUUAUGCUAUUGUUUUGGUUGCCAUUCACUUUGACUCUCCUUCUAGUACCCUUCCUAAAAGCCAAGUCAGACUACCGACCCCUUUGCUGGAUUAACACAUUCAUGCCGUUUUUUGAUACUUUUUACGGUCCUUUCAAAGACAAGCGACAGCAUCAAAUGUGGACGGGGAUUCUACUCAUCUCACGCGUAGUGAUAUUGAUUGUUUUCUCAACAACCUCAACAUCCAAUCCGAAUGCUAACAUACUGGUAAUGACCAUUAUAGCUACACUCCUGCUAGUCUACACAUCCUUUGUUGGCUAUCUCUACAAGCAAUGGUUUGCAUCUGUGCUUGAAGUAUUGUAUCUGUUUAACCUCAUCAUCUUAGGUGGAGCAUUCUUGUUUUAUCAAAUACAAUCGGAAGAUGUCCGACAAAAUGACACCCUCAAUCCAGUGACUGCUACCUCAGUUUGUAUUGCUCUCCUGCAGUUUGCUUGUAUUAUAAUCUUCCACAUAGCCAAGAAAGUCGGACCCAAGCUUCAGAGGCUCGCCAAGAAACGAGAAAUGUAUACAAGCAUACAAGAAGAUGAACUCAUAGAAAGUGGAAGGAACGAAGUGACAACACAGGAAGUGACGUUGGGCAAUGCAACGCAGCAGCGUCAAUACUAUAAUGCCACUGAUUAUAGAGAGCCACUUCUGGAUGAUGUGUAGCAAAGCACACAGAAACUGAUGUCGAGUGUGUGCAUGUAUUACAUGUAAUUAGUGAUUAGUUUGAUUGUGAUGUGCGUAAUAAACUAUGUUAAUUCUUGUAAUGAUUUUGUGCUGAUUAAUUAUUAUUUUUGAUUUUGCUGAUUAUGUGUGUAUGUUAAUUAUUAGUUUGUGCUGCAUAAUAUAUUAUUUAUAGUUUG
Halichondria panicea is the source of this 8311-nucleotide messenger RNA. RefSeq lists its product as uncharacterized. NCBI's taxonomy places the organism in Eukaryota, Metazoa, Porifera, Demospongiae, Suberitida, Halichondriidae. The record is from RefSeq and is a predicted model, not a curated record. The transcript is spliced from 2 exons. The coding region runs from base 106 to 2067 and encodes 653 amino acids.